GCACCGCCCACUAUCUUGAAUAACUGUGCAAAUGCUUAAACGUGUUCUUCUCUCAGCUUGCCAUGUUUUACUCUCUCAUUUAACCUCUAAGUAUAUAUAUUAGCCUCAAAUUCCCAUUUAAAACCAUAUAAAUACUCCGUUUUCUUUGAUUCUCCCAAAUCACUACAAUCUUUUUUUACUUCAAUGUCAAAUGAAAACUAUUAUCUGACUCUCAACAAAUGUUGUUUUUCUUCUUCCUCUUCUUUAGGGCAUACAGAAAGAAAAGUGGAAAGGCAAGUUGAUAGGAUCAGUAGAUUACCAAAUGAGGUAAUUGCUUAUAUCCUUUCAUUCCUACCAACCAAAGAUGCUAUCACAACAAGUGUUUUAUCCCAUAGGUGGAUUUCACUUUGGACUUUUGCUGAUGCUCUUCAUUUCCCAAAUCAUUGUCCUUCCUUUCUAACAAAAGAGAACUUUGUUGAUAUUAUGAACAGUGUCCUAUCUCAAAGGGAAUCAAAAUGCAUCAAAAGACUUUCCUUCUCUAUCCUCAACAACUGUUAUAUCCCUCACUUGGUUAGUUCAAUAGUUUCCAUGGCAACUACUCAAAAAGUUUACGAGAUAGACCUCUCUUUAUAUCGUUUAAAAGUUUAUUUGCCUCACCAGCUUUAUACAUGCAAAACACUCACUGUUUUGAGGUUGGUUGGGACAUUUCAUCUCAAUGUUCCUUCUCAUCUUCAUCUUCCUUUGUUGAAGAUUUUGCAUCUCAAUCUUUUGUGCUUUGUUGAUGAUCACGAUGAUGAUGCUCUUAUGAGGUUUUUAUCUAGUUGUCCUGCUCUUGAACAACUUUUCUACGAGGAAGUGAAGUUCAAACGUACUUCUUUGUUUGGAAUAUGUGUGCCUUCGUUGAAGAGGUUAUUUGUUAGGAGUUUUGAUGAAAGACUUCAUAUUAAAACUCCUCUUCUUGAGUGCCUUGUGAUGAAAGAAACUAAGGCGAUUAACUAUGUGGUUGAGAAUUUGGACAAUUUGAAAGAAGCACAUAUUGGUAUCCAUUUUGAUUAUGAAAAUAAAAAAGUAAAAGAAAAUAUAGCAAAUAUUUUCAAUGGGGUUCGUAAAACCAGAUUUCUUUGCUUAGAUUUGUAUACCACAGAGGUGCUUACUUAUGCUUGUCUAGAAUUUCCAACAUUUGAUCAUUUGGGUCAUCUACAAUUAUAUUUAAAAAUCCUUGAUUCAUAUUUUCUAGUUGAGUUGUUGCUAGAAAAAUGCCCCAAUCUAGAAUUUCUAGAGAUUAUCAAGGUUGAUGAACUAUGUGAUAAUGAAAUUGAAUGGAGACAACCAACAAUAGUUCCUAGCUGUCUUUCAUCACACCUUACUACUUUUAUAUUCAGAGAUUAUGAAGGCACGGAUGAAGAGUUUGAACUUAUAAGUUACAUUUUAAAUAGUGGAAAAGUGCUUAAGAGAACCACAAUUUAUUUUGAGAGUAGCUGCUGGAAUCCAAGCGAGACAAGUGAUGCUGUGUUGGAAUUAUCUUCCUUGCCAAGAGCCUCAAAAGAUAACAGGACUAACUAUGUGCUUCAAAGUCGUUCUUGAUGGUAUGGAUUAUAAAUAGAGCUUUUGUAUUCUUUUUUGUAGGUUGCAGCAUGUUUUCAUGCAAGUUAUCAUGUAAUUUUAGUCCCUUGAAGAAGAAGCAACCUUGUAUCCUUAUUCUGAAUAUAAAUGAUGUUUUAUAAAUGAUGAAUAUGAUUGGCAUCUGAUGAUGUACCAUCCAGUGGUUGUUGAUUUGGUUUCAAGUCACUUUCAGAAAGCAUGGCUAUAAUUCCCGAUUUGAGCGAAUUUGCUAGAGUCCGCAUGAGUUCGACUGACUUUGCUUAGAAAUGAGUUUAUAUGAGAUUCAACUUGAUUUUUCCUCCUAGAACAUAAACUUGACAACCCGUGGU
Molecule: messenger RNA, 1910 nt
Organism: Medicago truncatula (barrel medic)
Lineage: Eukaryota; Viridiplantae; Streptophyta; Magnoliopsida; Fabales; Fabaceae
Product: F-box/FBD/LRR-repeat protein At4g26340
Exons: 3
Coding region: 184-1563 (459 amino acids)
Molecular function (GO): protein binding
Source: RefSeq, a predicted model, not a curated record